CAACAACAACAACAACAACAACAACAAUCCCAACAAUCCAACUACACCAAAACAACACAGAAAUCGCUUCCUUUUGCUCUCCCACAACCCUGCGCUGGUCUAGCUCGGCGUCCAGGGUUCUACUUCAUAUAUUUUAUCUACCCUCCUCUUCUCCUCGUUGCCUUGUAAUUCAAGUCAGAUAAAGAGGGGAAAAAAAAAAAAAAGCAAGCAGGCCAUCACAAUCGGUGUGGAGGUGUGUAUGCUCGAUCCCCUCGUUUAUCUGACCCUGCUCUCAUCUCCUAUGCGAUUUUGAUGUCAUCAUUCUGGAAAAAAAAAAAAAAAGAAACGAAUGGAAUUGAAUUGAAUCAUCCCUGACAUAGCCUCCUAGAUGUCUCCGGAUGUUGUUGGCGUUGACGUCAAUGGAGACCGAGACGUCGACAUCGAUCCCCACGAAGCGGAUCGCCAGCUGCAGCGUUCGCUUGAAUUGAGCUGCAGCUCCCCCGAUCCCACCUCCUAUUCGCGAAAGCAUGGACGCCCCUCACGGAUCACCAGGAGCCUCAGUGUGGAAUCCGAUUUUUUUUCGGAAGUGUCUGGGCAGUUUGAUGAUGCCGAGGAAGCCCAUUCUCCACUUCCGCCGCCUACCCCGAUCACAGGUGCGAGUGCGAAUGCUUCGCCGUCGUCGUAUUCCGUUAAGCGACGCCGAUCGAAUGACUGGCCGAAUCAACAACCCCCAGCAAAUGAUGAGGCACCCUCGCGCCGGGAAACCAUCGCUUAUCGGCAGCUCUGGCCGUUCCAGCAUCAUGGCAAGCCCUCGGGCUCGGCCCAUGGGUCGCCGCGAUCACCGAGACCCGGGCGUUCAGGCCGCCGGUCUCGGUUUGUUGAGGGGCAUAUGAAUGAUACUGUGAGCGAGAAGCCUCCGAGUAUCUUCCUACGCGACGGAACAAUGGCAGGCAUACAGAACGAGACGGCACGGAGUUCGAGUAGACAGUCUGGGAUCUUCCGGUUUGGGAAGGCCAUUGCCUCGGCGUUUCACCCGUUCGCGGGGAGUUGGAGUAAUAUGUCUGAGAUCUGGAAGGGGCCGCAAGAGGGGCAUCGCGGGCAGGAGACGGCGAAUGAUCCGCUCAGUCAGGCCGAGAGGGCUUAUGAGGAGUUGAAGCGGUCGGGAUAUAAAGGCACGGUUAAGGGUCGCUAUAUGCAAAGUCUGCAAGCCGCGGAGGCCGGUCUUCCUGAUCAAACCUGGAAGUCUAUCCAGGAGAAGAUGGAAUACAGUAGUAGUAGUAGUAGGGGUGGAGGCGGACAGCAUUCGCGACAGCACUCUGGGUACGGUCCUAGCAAUGAGUCUGUCACGGGCAGUUCGAGCUCAUUGCGUCCAUCGUUCCCGGAUCUGCGAAAGGCCAAGUCAUCACUUGGGAUUCCGUCUAUGAAACGGGCGGAUGGUACGUCUUCUGUCCGGCAGCAUGUCGACGGGGAGGACCAGGAAGUGCGACACCAAAAGUCCCGCAAGGAUAUGCAGCGCCAGGCUAAGCUGCUUAAGCGGGUCAGUGACCUUCAGGACAAGCUUGACCGAGCCCAGCGGGAGCUCCGGGAACUCACAGGCGACGACGAGCUACUCAUGCGCAGUCUCCAGGGAGAUAAGUUCUACCCGAAGAGGUUUGUUCCGGGAGCUCUUCCGUCGCUGCCAUCAGAGCGACUUCUCAACGAUCGUGCGCCAACACCGGAGUGUACAACACCACUGAACCCGCCGCUCCCAGAGGGUGCUAUCACUACUCAGGAAAUAGCUGUGAAAGUACGAGAACGGGCAGAUGCCAAUGACGGCAGACCCAGAAAUGUUACCCCGAGGCGUUCCAAUUCCAAUCCAGGGCUUCUUCGGGCGGACUCCCGAUCUCGAACCCCACACAGCCCGUCUCGCAAACGCAAGUCCCCAGACCCAGAAUCCCGAAAACCAGCACCCUCCGAUGAACAACAACAGUCCUCGAACCCAUCAAGGUCUGAGACCCUAGCACCCCCGACAAGACCACCACCUCCAAUCCCCCCAUCAACCGAAGCAGCAGCAACGACACCCUCCCGCAAAGCCAAACUACCCAAGACCGCCCGCGGUGACAGCCCAGGCUCCGUCGAGCGUAAACAAAAGUCAAGACCGAGCCCAGCCGCCAGCGAGAACGGUCGUGCACCCGGUGAAGAACGAGCAAGCCGGCCGCUGCGUUCUGCAAACCUGCGCAACCGAUCGGUGACGCCUGUGCUGCGGAUGAAAAAGGGGCGUGGGGAUUUACGGUCUGCAUCGCAUAUCCACGAACCCGACGAGAACAAGGAGAACCAGCACCACCAGGAUGAUAUGGACGAAACCGGCCAGAUGCUUGACCAGCACACGAACCAACAGGAAGAUCCCGAAGCGGACCAGAAUCACCCGACUCCCACGCCUAGAAGCAGAAGGGCUAGAUAUGAGUACAUUCCGCCUGUGCCUCCGCUUCCGAAGGACCUUGCAGCCACAGCAGCCAAGGUUGAUCGCCGACUCGCCAAGGAGAUGGGUAGGAGACGAGUACAGGUGAGGAACCCAGGCGGAGAUGAGAAUUUCCAGUGGCCGGAAGAUAUAUUCUAGCCUCUUUUUUUUUUUUUUUUUUCUUUUCUUCCUUUCUUCUCUUCCUUCGGCUUUUCCUUUACGUCCGGGUUGUUCAUCCUGUUCGAUUCUUUUCAUGUGAAUGUGAUCUAGGAGGAAAGAUUGGAUUGGAUUGAUCAGGACACAAGCGUGUGCCAAUUCUGUCUGUUAUGAUACGAUGUAAUGAGUUAUGACUAUGAAUGACCUUUUUUUCACUUUGACUUCUUAACCUGAGCAUCAUAGUAGUAG
Messenger RNA from Aspergillus ochraceoroseus IBT 24754, 2821 nucleotides. RefSeq names its product putative nuclear RNA binding protein. The record is from RefSeq and is a predicted model, not a curated record. The transcript has a single exon. The coding region runs from base 368 to 2575 and encodes 735 amino acids. Lineage: Eukaryota; Fungi; Ascomycota; Eurotiomycetes; Eurotiales; Aspergillaceae.